AUGGCCGGAGUUUUCUCCAACGCCUUGGAGAUGAUCAAGGAGUUAUCCACUCCUCACGCCCUUCAAUUUCUGGAACCCAUUUGGAUUGGAGUUUAUAAGCAGCUUCAAAUGCUCCAAUACUCCUUACUACUUAUCCAACCGCUUAUUGAAGAUGCAGAGGAAAGGCAGUUGACGGACAAGGCUGUCAGCUUUAUGGUCGCCCAAGAAGCAAGGUGCGUGAAUUCUUUUUCUCUUGAUCAUAACCCACUCUUGUUUAAACUUCAGCUGGGGAAGAAGCUCAGUAACGUCAAUGAGAGAAUAAAUGAGCUUAUUGAGGAGAUGGGCAAGUUCAAAUUAAGGGUUCUUGAAAACAACAACAAACCUUUGAAGAACAGGCCUCAAACCUAUUCAUAUGUGGACGAAUCGCCAGUUAUUUUUGGAAGAGAUGAAGAUAAAGAGAAGCUAGUGCAUAUGCUGAUCCGUGAUAGUUUUGAUGAGAAAGUGGCUGUGGUUUCUAUAGUCGGUAUGGGUGGUCUGGGUAAGACUACACUUGCUCAGUUGGUCUAUGCAGAUGAAAGGGUCAAGAAUCAUUUUAAACAAUGCAUAUGGGUAUGUGUUUCUAAUGAUUUUGACGUGCUGAAGCUUGCUCGAGGGAUCAUACAUACAGCUACUGGGGAAAAUUAUGAUCAUACAAACAUGGAGGUGCUGCAGAAGGAUUUGCGAGAUGUCUUGGGGCAGGAGAGAUAUUUGCUGGUAUUGGAUGAUGUAUGGAAUGAAGAUUUCGAAAAGUGGGAUGCACUUAGAAACAUGUUGCUCGAUGGAGGAGAAGGAAGCAGAAUUCUUGUGACCACACGCAAUGAAAAAUGCUCUCGACUGAUGGGUGCACAAAGACAUCAUUUUCUAAGGGGUUUAUCAGAAGAAAGCUCUUGGGUUUUAUUUGAACAUAAAGCAUUUGCUGUAGGUGCACCGAAGCCACUGCCAAAAUUGGUGGAGAUUGGUCAGCAGAUUCUUGAUAAAUGCCAAGGAUUACCACUUGCUAUAGAAGAAUUGGGGAGUUUCAUGCAUUACAAGAGCAAAGAAAGUGAAUGGCAGGCCGUGUUGGAAAAUAUUGAAACAUGGAAGUUACAAAGUACGCAAAAUGAAAUCAUACAAGAGCUGUGGCUAAGCUAUGUUGAUUUGCCUACUCAGUUAAAGAAAUGUUUUGCCUUUUGCGCCAUAUUCCCAAAGGAUCACGAUAUUAAGGAAGAGCAGCUGAUUCAAUUUUGGAUGGCUCAAGGGUUUAUUCCAUCUCAAGAAGGAACUGAUAUGGAAGUAGAAGGGCGAGAGAUUUUCACUGAGUUGAUAAGGAGAUCUCUUUUACAAAAUGAUUGUUCUCUUCAACCAUUGGAAAAAGGAAGAGUGUGUAAGAUGCAUGGUCACAUCCAUGAUCUGGCACAACUUGUUAUGGAAAAUGAAUGCUUCUUCCCAUUGUUGAAAAGCACUGCAGCCCCCAAAAUCCCAAUAAAAGCUCGUCAUUGGAAUUUAUAUGCUGAUGAAAAUUGUGAAAAAGGGGAUUGCUCCAUCAUCCAUACUGUGCUAUAUUGUAGAAGAGACUUAAGUGUGUUGCCAAAGUUGAAGUUGGUGAGGGUGCUCGACUUGAGUCACACAAACAUUAAUGAGUUGCCUGCAUCAAUAGAGCAUUUGCACCAUCUAAGAUACCUCGAUAUUUCUUAUACUCUUAUUGGGAAACUACCGGAAUCCAUUUGUAUGUUGGUUAAUCUGCAGACAUUGAAACUCCAUGAUUGUUAUAAACUUUCCGAGGCGUUGAAGGCAUUACCUGCUGGUUUGAAUCAAUUACAGAACUUGAAAACAUUAACACAAUAUACUGUGGGAGAUGAUGCAGAGAACAAUAUAGGACAAUUAAAGUCCUUGAAUCCUUUUGGUGAACUUGCUUUGUAUAAUCUGCAGAAGGUGAAGAAUGCGGAUGAGGCUAGAAAAGCUAAUUUGGGCAAACAAUUUCCAGUGUGGAUGGGAGAAAGGCAACAAUUCCAAUAUCUACAUCGCAUCGAACUAUCUGAAUGCAUAGAAUGUGAGCAACUCCCUCCACUUGAGACAUUACCCAGUCUUGCAUAUCUGAGUAUCAGUGGCAUGGAUGGCAUCAAACACAUUAUUAACAACAGCAGAGGCAAUAAUGCUCUGCAAUCAUUCCCUGCAUUGAAGGAGUUGAGUUUAUAUAGAAUGAUGAACCUAGAGGGGUGGUGUGUGGAGGAGGGUAGAGAAGCAAAUCUGUGCUUGUUUCCGUGCCUCACUGAGAUGCAUAUUACAGAAUGCCCCAAGUUGACAACCAUGCCAUCCAUUCCAACUCUCCAGGAGUUAUACAUUAAUCAAUCAUUCUGUGAGACACAAAUCUCUCUCGUGUCUGAAGUAAGAAGGUUCUUCAAGCAUUUGGAAUCUUCUCAGAGUUUGAGUAUGAAGUCUUGUACUGACAAUUACAAAAGUUUGAAGUUCCUCGAUGAUCUGACAAUUAGUUCUUGCAAGAAUUUUACUGGUGUAUCAUCACAAGGUGACUCUGUUCCACCCUUUCUGAAGAGUCUUGAAGUUUUUGAAUGUGAUUCUAUGAGAGAAUUGCCCACGUGUCCCACAUCACUCCAGUCCUUGAGUAUUAACAGGUGUCGAGGCAUCGAGUCUUUGGGACCAGAAAUGGGACACCUUACUUCACUAUCCAAAUUAGAAGUAUCUAGAUGUCCCAAGCUGGUGUCUCUAUCCAACGGGAUGCAAGCCCUCACUUCCCUUCAGUAUCUAUCUAUUGAAUUUUGCCAGGCGCUGAAGUCAUUCCCAGAAGGCCUCCAACAACUACUUCCUACUCUAAAAGAACUAGAACUAAAAAUCAAAAAAUGCCCUGAGCUAGAGAGGUUAUGCAACCCUGGAGGAGACUAUUAUGACCUUCUCUCUACCAUCUCAGAUAAACAAAUAGGAGAAGAGCCGGAGUUAGAAUCAAAGCCAGAACAGAUAAUUCAAGUUCCUAAUGAGAUUAGUAUUGGUGCCAAACAAGCUUUGAAGUGCAUCGUCACAGAUUGGUUCCUUCUAUCAGCGAUUUUGAUUUGUGCUAUUGCCUGUUUCAUAAAAUUCCUUUUCAACCAACUUGAUAACCAGAAUGAGAAAGAGUUUUGGUAUAUCCCGCCAACAUGAAGACAAAAA
Dioscorea cayenensis subsp. rotundata (Guinea yam) is the source of this 3156-nucleotide messenger RNA. Its product is annotated as putative disease resistance protein RGA3. The transcript is spliced from 6 exons. The coding region runs from base 1 to 3147 and encodes 1048 amino acids. Gene Ontology annotation, biological process: defense response to other organism. The record is from RefSeq and is a predicted model, not a curated record. Gene Ontology annotation, molecular function: protein binding; ADP binding. Lineage: Eukaryota; Viridiplantae; Streptophyta; Magnoliopsida; Dioscoreales; Dioscoreaceae.